Molecule: messenger RNA, 120 nt
Organism: Dentiscutata erythropus
Lineage: Eukaryota; Fungi; Glomeromycota; Glomeromycetes; Diversisporales; Gigasporaceae
Source: the annotation of a GenBank genome assembly
UAUGCAUCUGGUAUUCCUGAAUUAAAGGCAUGCCCUCAAAAUUUUUUGCUCGAUAAUUUUUUGAAAAAAGGCAUGUCCUGGACAUCGUGCUCCAACUCUAUUGCCAUAAGUGAAAAUUGA